AAAACUUCAGUCCAUUUUCGGAGUAAGGAUAUCGGUGUUAUAAUAGAAUUUUGUGUCAAAACUUCAUUGUUGAACUAAGGAUCAAUUCUGUGAGAAAAGCAAUGGAUUCCUUCUUCAGUUUGUUCGAUCCUUCUGAAGGGAAGCAGAGCUCGAAGAAAAAACAGCGGCCGGAGACAGAAGCAGUCAAGAAGAAAACAGAAGGACCUAAAGGCAGGAGGAGGGGUAGACGCGCCCAUGGUAAAAACGAAACGCUACCGGAGCAAUCGUCAUUCUUGUGCGAGCCGGAGCUGAGUACAGACGUGCUGGUUAAGGACGGCAGCUAUAUUGAGAGCUUUAUUGCGCUCAACAAAGACGAAGAUGCUAAAAAUGACGACAAAAAGCCAAAAAGGCGUAACUCAGGCCGCAAAGGGCGUCGGAAAAAAAACAAAAUCUCCCCACUGAAAGAAACUACGGGUUGCGCCUGGUCAGAACCCGAAGCUACCAGUUGGAACAACCAAACUGAAGUUAGGAGCGAUCCGAAGAACACCAGUGACGUUGGCAAGAAUGUGAAUGACCUUAAAGAGAACUACAAGAACAACCACAGGAAAGACAGCGAUGAUUUCCAAGAUUUCGACGAAUCCGUGUACAAUGUAAUAGACAAGUUAGAGAAGGUCGGUCUAAAGGACGAUAUGUACUUAGCCGGGGACUUCAAUACUGACGAGUUGGAAAACGAUUUCUUCAGCUCUGAAGAGAUGGAAGAUUCUUUUGAUGACACUGCUUCCGAGCCUGAUGACUCGAGCGAAGAAGUGUAUGGCAGUCUACCACCAGAGCCCAGGUUCGGCAAUGUGGAAUAUAAACUUCAGCUGGUUUCACCAUGCGAGAGGAGAUUUCAACACCUAGUCACACAGUUGAAAUGGCGACUCCGCUCUGGCGGGGGAAGUGCAGUAUACGUUCUAGGGGUAAGGGACUGCGGAGCCCUCCGGGGAUUGAGAGCGAAGGCACUUAGGGCUUCGCUGCACUCUCUGAGGAGAAUGGCCAGAGCGUUAUCGGCAACAUUGACUCAUAUAACAGCGCGAAGGGUAGCUCCACACAGAGCAGUCGCCGAAGUAUAUAUAAGAAAGCUAGCGGACACCCAUCAAAGUGUUGAAUUGCGAGUGGCGGUAAUGGGGGCGAACGAAGCUGGCAAAUCUACCCUUAUUGGAGUUCUUACGCAAGGGGAACUCGAUAACGGCAGAGGCAGUGCUCGUUUGAACAUGUUCCGGCAUUUGCACGAAGUUAAGAGUGGUCGCACCUCGUCGCUGAGCCACGAGAUAUUGGGGUUCGAUGCUCAGGGUAACGUUGUAAACUACGGUUGUUCCGAACUAAUGACGGCGGAACGCAUAGGAGAACGAAGCGCUAAACUGGUGUCGUUCUUGGACCUGGCGGGACACGCCAAGUAUCAGCGCACCACACUUCAUGGACUGUGCGGAUACUGUCCUCAUCAUGCUAUGCUUGUGAUAUCAGCCACGGCUGGAGUUACUCGUAUAACGGAAGAGCAUCUCUCCCUACUCGUGGCUUUGGAUCUGGAUUUCUUCGUUGUCAUCACUAAAUGUGAUAUAGCGGGAGCUUCGUUAAAACAACUGUUGCAACAGCUAGCUGAUAUACUGGCGCAGACUAAUAAGAAACCUCUAUUGAUUACGGAUGAGAAUCUAGCAAGGAACUGCGUAGCACCGCAAAAACUAAUCAUAGACACCAUAGACAACGGACUGGACGAGAAACCGCAGCGGAAGGAAGAAGACGUCGGGCUAUCUCCCGUGCCCGUGUUCCCAGUUAGCUGCGUUAAAGGCGUAGGAUUGAAUGCCUUACAUGCAUAUCUACUAGCUCUACAACCUCCAGCGCCGAAACAACAUGACAACGAUACAUGUGAGUUUCAAAUUGACGAAAUAUUCCACGUCGGCGACUCGAGCGGCCCCGUAGUAGGGGGUUUAAUGGCUCGCGGACAACUGUUCGAGGGAGACAACCUCAUCAUAGGACCAUUCGAAACGGGCGAAUUCAAAGAGAUAUCAGUCCGCACUAUAUAUAGAAAUCGCGCUAGAUUCGGUUGCGUUAGGGCAGGCCAUUGCGCUAGCUUGGGUUUAGCCGCUGACCAACCAAUGAGAUUGAGACCCGGCAUGGUUUUACUGACAAAACCUCAUAAAUACAAUAGCGGUCCGAAACCAGUGUUCGGGGGAUGCCCUAAAGGGAAAUGCAAAAUGCGGAACGAGGUCACUGACAUAGUACUAAACAGUAUUCACUCCAAAGACAAGAUAAAGAAUCGUAAGAACGUCAGAAGGAAAAACAAGAAUCUCCUACAGGACAUAGCCAAUGUAGAGAGUUCCCUAGUGAAGACCAUUGACAACGAUCCUAACAUUUAUAAAUCGGACAGCGACGCCGAAAGGGAUGAGGGCAGGACGAAGAUCAUAGACAAGACAGACGAGAAUGUUUACAGAUCUGACAGCGACGGUGACAAAGGGAACGGCCAAGAUUGCAUCUGCGGCGAUUCUGUACUUCUAGAAGAUCCCAACGACCCUAGAGGAUGCAUGUACUUUCAGGCUUCGGUACAUGUGCUAAGGCACUCCACUGCAAUAUAUCCCGGGUUCCAAUGCACGGUACAUAUUGGGAAUGUACGACAAACAGCUAUUAUUGAGGGUAUAUUAUCGAGGAACAGUUUGGUAAGGGCGGGUGGCUGGGCAGCUCUAGUAUUCCGUUUGACCAGAUGUCCGGAAUAUCUUCAAAGGGGAAGAAGAUUAUUAUUAGCAGCCGGACAAGGCACCAGAGCCAUCGGGCGUGUCACUCAAGUGUUCCCAUACGUACCUUGAAUAUAAGGAACCACAAAUCUAAGGGUUCCAAACAACAGAGCCUUAUGGGUAUUGUCUGUUAGUAUUUCAAAGCAAUUUGUCUUAAAGAAAUCUUUAUAAACUGCCAUUAUCAGAACUCGAAUUAAGUAUCAGGUGUGAUGAGAGUUAUUGCUCUCUUUCUUUGCAAU
Molecule: messenger RNA, 2983 nt
Organism: Chilo suppressalis (striped riceborer)
Lineage: Eukaryota; Metazoa; Arthropoda; Insecta; Lepidoptera; Crambidae
Source: the annotation of a GenBank genome assembly